Messenger RNA from Drosophila eugracilis, 2200 nucleotides. RefSeq names its product sodium- and chloride-dependent neutral and basic amino acid transporter B(0+)-like. Lineage: Eukaryota; Metazoa; Arthropoda; Insecta; Diptera; Drosophilidae. The record is from RefSeq and is a predicted model, not a curated record. Bases 44 to 1780 code for a protein of 578 amino acids. Gene Ontology annotation, cellular component: membrane. Gene Ontology annotation, biological process: sodium ion transmembrane transport. The transcript has 9 exons.
UUAAUAUUGUGGUUGCAACAAGGUUUAUAAAAACUCGUAUGGGAUGGCGCAUAAGUCAGCUUCUCCCGAUUUAGGACGAGGGCAGUGGGAAAAACCGACGGACUUCAUUUUUGCCUGCAUAGGACUAGUCCUGAAGACGGAUCUGUAUGGCGAAAUGAGCAUUGUUGGAAUGCUGCCAUACUUUGUGUAUAUGGUUAUCUAUGUGGUUCCGGUCUUGGUCAUUCACUCUUAUAUGGGCCAGUUUUCGAGCAGUGGCUUCAUCUCCGCCUUACGUCUGGCUCCUUUCUUUAAAGGCAUAGGUUAUUUGAGUCCUUUCCUGACUACCAUCUUUCUCAUUUACUACGGCACGUUCGCUUCUGUUCCACUUUUCUACAUCUGGCACUCCUUUAAACCCAUUCUGCCUUGGAGUUGCGAGGGGUUAUCGUCGUGGUUCAAUGAGUCUCAAGGACUUACUACAUGUCAUUUAACAAUGGAAUCGGGCUACUCGUAUAUAAACUCUUCAACACACACCAAUGAUUCAAAAUAUGUUAACGUACCUUCCAGUCUCUACUUUGAUUACCAAUUUACCACUUACAACUCAAAAGACGACGAUCCGGUAGACUGGAAUUAUGUGGGCCUCUGCGUUCUCAUUUGGGCAACGAUUGCAGUUAUAUUCUAUAAGUUUUCAGAGACCGCAAAGUUUGGAAAGUUCAUACGAUAUAUGGUUAUUGCAACACUGUGUCUUCUGUUGGUGUGCUUUGUGCGAAUUUCGUUUAUCCCAGGAGCCAUGAAAGGGCUGGAAAGAUAUUUGACUCCCAAAGUCCUUUAUGUGGAAUACGAAAUCGGCCGAUCAUUUGGUAUGGUCGUAUUUGGAUUAGGGGCUGGUUGGGGCAGUGUGAUAGCUCUGUCCAGUUUCAAUGGGUUCAGGACCAACAUAAUGUCGUACAGUUGGAUUAUUUCCAUCGGACAGGUCUUAAUUUUCAUCAUGUUUGACAUGCUUCACUGUAUGCUCGAUCACUACUACAAAGGACUUUCUGAAGAUCAUAUUGUUAUUGCCCACUGGAUGUACUAUCUGAGCGGUGCUUCUGCUUUAUCCUCCGUGGGUUGGCCGAACCUUUGGACUGUUCUUUACUAUACAAUGUUAUUAAUGGCUGGUCUUAUUGUUUUGGCAACACAAAUCUUUACUAUCCUGCAAAGCUUAUUCGACGAGUUUGAAACACUUAGAAAGAGAAAAAUGGAAGUAACCUUUGGCCUCAUUGGAGGCUUGGCAGUUUGUUCCUGUGCCCAUAGCGUCAAUCAUGGAAUUAUGUUCGUUAUGGGGUUUAGUCACAGUAUUACUGUGUCACACAGUGUGCUCCACUUUCUGUUUCUUUUGGUGGUUUUGUGGAUCUACGGACGGGAACGUUUCCAGCGGGAUAUUAAGUUCAUGCUGGGGCAGCCGUUUGCCUCCUGGAAGGUUUUCACACUCCGCUUCAUUGCUCCGUUUAUUUUGCUGGGUUGUUUGGUAUCGGGAAUAAAGUUUUUAAGACGAGAACACUAUCAGACGUAUGUAGUGGUCCAUUCGAUUCACUAUAUACUUUUGGUGCUAUGCGCUCUGGCAAUACCUGCCUAUGGAUUUUACUACGUUUACCAGAACAGCGGCUCCUUUUGCGAGCGCUUCAGACGCACCUGUCGACCCACAGAUUGGUAUCCGGCUGAGGAGGAGCACCGCCAGCGUUACGGGGAAGCUGUAGGGCAAACGGAGGUGACCGACCAACUUUUUGAGCUUAUCGAUGACGUGAAUGAAGAAGUGAUAAUUUAAAAACACAUUACAUUUUUAAGCGCACUUCCGACAAUCUGAUAGCCGUUACAGUGUUUAUUAAUUUUACAAUUUUUUUGCAAAGUGUCUCCAUAAACUGACCAUGUUGUUUUUGCGACAACUUAAAACAUACAUUUCUUUAGGCGAAAUCUUUAGAAUAUGCAUGCUUUAGAUCCUAAUCAAGAAUAUUAAUAUUUUAUAUGGUCCAAAACUUUUAUCACCUGUACCAUUUGACCAAACGAUUAUAAAAUGGAAGAUAAUUUUUGUAGAUUUUCUUUUCCAACUUGCGGCCUUACCUCGAACGGUGCAUAUUCUGAAAAUACUUUCCUAUGGAUUUUAUUAGCUUUACUAGAGAAUAUUCUUCUGAACUCGUGAUAUGGUUAAAAUAUACAAAUGUAUGAGUGAAUUAAAAAAUGAAACCUA